Molecule: messenger RNA, 3027 nt
Organism: Syngnathus acus (greater pipefish)
Lineage: Eukaryota; Metazoa; Chordata; Actinopteri; Syngnathiformes; Syngnathidae
Gene: mthfd2l
Product: methylenetetrahydrofolate dehydrogenase (NADP+ dependent) 2 like
Exons: 12
Coding region: 23-1069 (348 amino acids)
Biological process (GO): tetrahydrofolate interconversion
Cellular component (GO): mitochondrion
Molecular function (GO): methylenetetrahydrofolate dehydrogenase (NADP+) activity; methenyltetrahydrofolate cyclohydrolase activity; methylenetetrahydrofolate dehydrogenase (NAD+) activity
Source: RefSeq, a predicted model, not a curated record
UCUCGCGUGCGCGCGCGCAAACAUGGCUGCCUCCGUAUCCCCGCUCCGCUCCUACUGGGCACUUUAUAGCAGGUUGGCAGACCCCCACCGCUCCUGUCGGGCCAAGCUGCGGAUCCACAGAAAAUGGGAGAGUCAACGGAGGCACCUGCAUCAAUCGACCACGAGGCAUGCCGCCGUGGUGAUUUCGGGGACGGCGUUGGCUCGUCAGCUCCACAGAGAGAUCCAACGUGACGUGGAAGAGCUCGUUGCUCAGGGGAACAUGAGACCUCAUCUAGGAGUGGUCUUCGUGGGGGAUGACCCGGCCAGCAGGACUUACGUUCGGAACAAAACACGCGCUGCCAGCACUUUGGGUAUUUCCAGCGACACGGUGUUGCGACCGAGCUCCGUCUCUCAGGAGGAGCUGCUGGAUCUAAUAGACAAGAUGAACCGAGACUGGCGGGUCAGCGGCGUGUUGGUGCAGCUGCCACUUCCCGAGCACAUCAAUGAAAGAGCAGUGUGUAAUGCCAUUGCUCCAGAGAAAGACGUGGACGGCUUCCACAUUGUGAAUAUCGGCAAGCUGUGUCUUGACCAGAGAUCCAUGGUGCCUGCCACGCCUGCAGCUGUCUGGGAGAUCAUCAAAAGAGCAGGUAUUGAGACGGUGGGGAAGAAUGUGCUGGUUGCCGGACGCUCCAAAAAUGUGGGGAUGCCCAUCGCCAUGUUGCUGCAUACCGAUCGGAACCAUGAGCGCCCUGGCGGGGAUGCCACAGUGACCAUCGCUCACAGAUGUACGCCCAAAGAGCGGCUCAAGGAGCUAAGCAGCCUGGCAGACAUCAUUGUCACUGCUGCAGGUGUUCCCGGUCUGAUCACGGCAGACAUGGUGAAAGAAAGUGCGGCGGUCAUUGACGUGGGCAUCAACCGCAGUCUGGACCCCAAAACGGGGAAGCUGAGGCUCGUCGGUGAUGUGGACUUUGAGGGCGUAAAAGAGAAGGCCAGCUAUAUCACUCCUGUUCCUGGAGGCGUGGGUCCUAUGACGGUGGCCAUGUUGAUGAAGAACACUGUGACCGCCGCCAGAAACGCCCUGAUGCAUUAGCACCACACGCACGCACGCACACACGCGCACGCACGCACACACACACACGACGUGACGCACACACUUUUCACCGUGACGUCGCACAUACUUCCGGGUGGCAAAAGCUCAAGCCAUCUUUAAUCUCACUCAUGAACAAACCUCGAUAAGUCAUUUGACCACGGCAGAGCCAUUGAGAAAAUGUCUGCCAUGGUGAUUUGAGCCUUUUCUCCAUCUGUAGUUUGAUAAAUAUCUGACUUGAGGAGGCCAUUUUUGCCACUCACAUUGCAGUUGCUCAGGUCAAUCGUGGCUCAUCUUGUGAAUGUCACAUGACCAAACUCAGAAAGCAGGUGAGCCGCGAUACCUGUAAAACUAUCAUGUCAUUUUCUCUCAACAGAAAGUGGCCAAAUCCCAUCGAUGGAUAAAAAGAAGUCGUGAAGCACAAUACCGUAUUUCGACUAGUGGGCCCACUUGGAAUUGUUUUGAAACUGUUUGAGCUGACUUCCCCUUUAAUAGCAGACAUAGGCUCUGGAUAGCAUGAUGUUGAGCUCACGCUAGCUAUCAGGCUAGCCAUUAUGUUUUGCAACCAAACAUUGGCUACAUAGCCACCCACCCACCCACCUAACCUACCUCUUGGCAUUCUCACUGCACAACCGUUGACAACAUCUGCUCCCUUGAGCUUAUCCAACGCAUCGAUUCCACUGGAUCCAUCCAUCCAUUCAUCUGCUUCUACGGACACAUUUUUCCGUCAAUCACGUUCUGCCACCCGGAAGUGGCCUGGUGCCUAUACAAGCGCAUCGAGACUCCAUACCUGCUUACUUGAGACAUUUAUACCAUGUUCCUUUUCAUCUCUUAUUUAUUUCUUAUGAUAAGAUUUCAUAUUUUUUCUACCGAGGACAUUUGCAUUCUUUGUGGAACACAGCAGGUUUCACAGGAAAGUGAAAAUGAAAUCAACCGUGCUUCAGAUGCUCUCAAAAAGGAUUUGUAAUGAUCUCAAGUGCCAAGGAAGAGUGGUCGUAAAGCGGACGGCGCCGCCGCCUUGAAACGGGCCUCGGGAUGAUUCCGCCCCCACUGCCGCUCUCAUCAGCCCAGAUGGACCUGUCUGUGCAUGCAAAAUACGUGGGAAUAAAGGAAGUAUGAUGCAACUUGGGUUCUUUCUUUUUUUUUUCUUUCACUUAAAAAAAAAAAAAAAAAUCCCCACGGUUGCGAGAGUGCUCUAUAUAAAGUUGGGAGGAUGUUCCGUAGCACUACAUAGGAGCUCCGAUUUUGAAAGCAAGACAAAAUGUUAACGCAGAGCCUCAAAGAGGGUGUCCUCUCAGCCCUUCUUCUUCUCCUGGCUGUGUCGGGCCAGUCAGCACAAAGCACAAGAAAUCCCACUCGGCUUCAAAAGAACAGCACGGAGGAGGAUCCUCUACUUUCGAGUCCCCAGAGGCCGUGCGGGAGCCAAGACCAGAAGUUCUGUCUGAACGGCGGCACAUGCAUCUACCCCCAAGAUACCAGCAAGCCCUUUUGCAUAUGCACGUCUGGCUUCAGCGGGAAUCGCUGCCACUAUGACCGCGAGGUGGACACCAUGUUUUCUCGCCGUCACAUAGCUGUGGAGCACCUCAUUUCUCUCAGCUGCGGGGCAGCCAUCGUCGUCUUCAUUCUGGUCUUCAUCGCCUACUGCGUCAUCCGAAGGAGGUAUACAAAAUCAACAAAACAAAUGGAAUCUGCACCCUGUGAGGUGACAGUGUGACACCCUCCCUCCCUCCCUCCCUCCCGACACUCUUCAACGUUCUUCAUCUCUGCCACGUUUUAGCAUACACAACAGACAGAAAGCAACAUUUCUUUUCAUCGGAACAAAAAGCCUGUCAUUUUCUAGCAAAACAGCCAAGAGUAACAAAGCACUGUGUAAUUACCUUCAAAUAAAAUUGGACUAUUUAUUGUUAUAAUUUAUUUUGUUCCAUUUAUUUAAUGUUGUACUAAUAAAUGAAUGACAUUUU